GGUGUCUUUUCAGAAAGCAUACACACAGGAACGGAAGGUCCUGCUAAACCACACAGCUCAUCGGUGCAGCAAACAGCCAAGGACAAUUACAGUUUGGCUUUAAUAAAUAAUUCACCUGUGGAUGGAGAGCAGAGCAGUUUAGUGGCUCCUGCAGAAGGGAUGGAUGAGACUGGAACGUAUUUACAGACAAAGGAUGCAGAGCAGACGGGCUAUGACUGCUUGGUGUGGAGCAAUGUGAGAACUGCUCUGUCUUCUCAGUGACAUAGGAGGUGGAGGCACCCUAGCUGUCACAGAAGGAUAUGGAGAAUACAUUUUCUAGACUGGUUCCAAUCCCAUGGAGGGACUGGCCAUUGCUUACACUUCUCUGUCUGUACCUGUGGAUACAAAGGCCGUGCUCUGCUGCCCUCCUAUCCUGUUGACAGCGGUGGUGGUAGCAACGUGGGAAAUCACCUUCAGAGACAACUCCUCCUGCACCAGAGCCUACAGGAGAGAUAACAACGAGACCAAGGACAGUAACUGUACGGACAUGAGAAUAACCUGGGUCUCCAGACCUGACCAGAAUCCUGCCCUUCAGAUUGAUCCAGUGGCCACCACGCAUGACGGGAACUACACGUGUGAAAUGGUCACACCCAAUGGGAAUUUCCGGCAUGGAUACUACCUCCAAGUGUUAGUGCCCCCUGAGGUGACCCUGUUUCAGAGUGGGAAUGGAACCACAGUGUGCAAGGCGGCUGCAGGGAAGCCGGCUGCACAGAUCUCCUGGACCCCAGAGGGGACUUGUGUCACUGAGCAGGAACACUGGGACGAUGGCACAGUGACGGUCCAGAGCACCUGCUCCUGGGAGGGCCACCGUGUGCCUAAUGUGUCCUGCUCCGUCUCUCAUGUGACUGGAAACAAGAGUCUGUCCUUAGCACUGGGCCCAGGUACCCAAACACCAGACUUAAAAAUUCUGUAUAUCAUCCUUUCUAUUUUUAUUAUCUCGGCCACUGUGGGAUCCAUUUGGCUUUUGAAUAUCGGUGGAUGCAGAAAAUGUAAAUUGAAAAAAACAGAAGCUACUCCAGUUGUUGAGGAGGAUGAAAUGCAGCCCUAUGCCAGCUACACAGAGAAGAAAAAUCCACUUUAUGAUACUGUGAACAAGGUGAAGACAUCUCAGGUGUUACAAAGUGAAGUUGAUGAGCUGGGUCUCAAUAUUUCAUUUAUUGGAAUCUAGCACCAGGACAAAUGAAUCAAGAUACAGUACAGUUACUGUUUUGAUUUUCUCAGAGUUCUAGAAUGGAAGAGCUAUUCUGAAGUUAACUUUUCAAAGAUUCUUAUAAGACAGAGACACUGUAAAAGACUUGCAUUCAUAUCCUUAUACAAUCGAAAUUUUAGAAUUUUAGCUGCUACUAGCUAGUUCUGUAAAGAACUUAUGUUGUUACAUAGAAAGCACAUGCUCAUGAUAAAAUAUACAAAUUGUUCAGUACAAUAGAUAAUGAAAACUGAGUUUUUUCAAGAAAUAACUGCAGAAGAAAUAAUUAUCAACAGUCUAUAUAUUUUUCUAGAAAAUGUCUAUGUGCAUAUGACAUCUCUCACACUCAUGAUAUAUUGUACAUUUAUAUGUCUAAUUACAUAUACAUCCACAUAUCCCUGUUAAGACACAAAUGGGAGCAUACCAUAAUGCUGUACUGUACUUACAGAAAGUUAAUAAUAUAACAGGUCUUGGACAUCUUUUAUAUCAAUACAAGCAGAGCUACCUCAAUUUUUAUAGUGGUUACAUAAAAUUCCAUUGUCUGGUUAUGUCAUAAUUUAAUUAGCCAUAACCCUAGUGAUAGACAUUUGAAUUGCUUUAAGUUUUGUUUGUUUGUUUUGCUGUUAUAAACAAUACUGCAUAGCAUGUUUCUUGUGGGUGUGUUUCUUUAUAUUUGUUUGAGUGUAUUUGCAGGGUAGUUUCCUUGAGUGGAAUUGCCAGGUCAAAAGGGUUUGUGCAUUUUCAUUAUUCAUUGAUAUGUCAAAUUAUAUCAAUUUAUGUUCCCCCAACCAUGUUAGAAUAUGUCUUUCUCUAUACUGUUAUUUUAAUAUUUGCAAGAUUCCCACUUCCUGUUUUUAAUCAACCAGUUAAGUAAUGUAAGAGUAUAAUAAGAAUUACACUAUUUAAUAAAACUGGAUUUAUGUUUUUCUGUCCUGUUUAUGAGAAAAAAGGAAAAUGAGAAUGAGAGAGAGAAGUGGAGGUAGGAUACAUAUGAGAACAUUAGCUUUGGCUAAACUCAUUACAUCUCUAUGCAGGUAUUUAUACUAAAUGCCUAACAGUUUGACAGAUGAAAUAAAUUGGAUAUGUAUAUUUUUGUGGUGUACAUUUUACUGUGGUGUAUUUAUCAAAUAACAAAUGUUCAUUGACUAUGUAAGCAGCUAUAUGCAUUAUAAAGGACUUGAGAAUCUAUAAAAUAAGGUCCUUGUGCUGAGAGGAUGGCCAUGUGAUAUCAUGACCCUUCCUUCUGUUUUUCUGUGGAAUAAAAACUGGGGAUAUGUAUCUUGAUCAUUUUUUAAUAUUAUGAAAAGAAUGUCAUUUAUAAAAAUUUAUGAGAAAAAUAAGCAUGUUUCUCCAUAGCAAGAAAAACAUUAAAAUUUUUCA
Manis javanica (Malayan pangolin) is the source of this 2605-nucleotide messenger RNA. The record is from RefSeq and is a predicted model, not a curated record. NCBI's taxonomy places the organism in Eukaryota, Metazoa, Chordata, Mammalia, Pholidota, Manidae.